UUAUUUUGCUCAAAUGUCUAAAUUCUAGUAGUAUUAACGGAAAUCCAUAAGCCCUCUCUCUCUCUCUCUCACACACACACACACACUCUCUCUCUCAAGGAGUGUAUCCAUACAUGCAUGGAGAAAGUUGAAUUUUCUGUUUGUUGUUUCAUAUACAUGUAUAUAUGGGAUUUCAUCUUCAUAGAUACAUAUGCAAAUAUGUUGCCCUUGAUUUGAGUGCAGACACAAUUGGCUUUGGUUUAGUAAGAGGAGGUGGUGAUACAAUGGCUUUCUCAAAGUUGUGUAGCUUAUAAUUGGAGUUGAAAAGGGUAAUUUGAGCCUUUUCAAUGGUAAAUGAUGCUGUUUGAUUGGGAUCAAUGACAUCAAUCAGCUUUUUGUGAUACUGGAGUACUUUUGAAAGUAUUUGGGAAGGGCAUGUCUGAGUCCUAUGAAGUGGGAUUGACAUUUUUGUUAAAGGACAUCAAUAAUCACAAAGAUGAAGUUUAUGAAACUCGGGACAAGGCCAGACACCUUCUAUACAGAAGAGGCUACCAGGACGGUGAUUUCAGAAAUACCUAGCGAUCUCACCAUACGAAUUAACAACAUUAAUUAUCUUCUUCACAAGUUUCCACUUCUUCCAAAGUGCGGCCUGUUACAAAGACUCUGCUCGGAUUCCGAAGAUUCCAGCAGAGUUACUCUGGAGCUUCAUGACAUUCCGGGAGGUGAAGAUGCUUUUGAGCUGUGUGCUAAGUUUUGCUAUGGGAUUACAAUCAAUCUAAGUGCCCAUAACUUUGUAUCUGCAAUUUGUGCCGCCAAGUUCCUUCGAAUGACUGAAGCUGUUGAGAAGGGAAAUUUUGUUCUCAAACUUGAGGCCUUCUUCAAUUCAUGCAUUCUUGAAGGUUGGAAGGACUCACUUGUCGCGCUCCAGAGCACCAAAAAGUUGUUUGAAUGGUCAGAAAAUCUUGGCAUUAUCAGAAGGUGCAUCGAUUCUAUUGUUGAGAAAAUACUCACCCCCACAGCAAAGGUCUCAUGGUCCUACACUUACACUAGACCAGGGUAUGCUCAAAAGCACCACCAAGUUGUCCCAAAGGAUUGGUGGACAGAGGACAUAUCUGAUCUUGACAUAGAUCUGUUCCGGUGCAUAGUCACUGCUGUUAGGUCGACAAACAUGCUGCCACCACAGCUCAUUGGCGAAGCUUUGCAUGUCUACGCCUGUCGUUGGCUACCUGACACCACAAAGAGCCAGACUCCAGAGAAUUCAGCUUCACAAACUGAAGGACUUGUGGAGAAAAACCGGCGAGUUCUUGAGACCAUUGUGAGCAUGAUUCCUGCAGACCGAGGAUCGGUUUCAUUUGGAUUCCUGGUGAGGCUUCUCAGCAUAGCAAAUUUUCUAGGGGUUUCUCCGGUGGCGAAGUCAGAACUUGUAAGGCGAUCCAGUCUGCAGUUUGAGGAGGCAACCGUAAACGACUUGCUGCUUCCUUCAAGCUCCUCUUCAGAUGGGCAUUUCUAUGAUAUUGACUUGGUUAGGGCAGUAUUAGAAAGCUUCAUCGUGCAAUGGCGAAGACAACCCACUGGAGAACAUAGCCAUAGCCAAUCUCUGAGACCGAUUAGAAAGGUUGCAAAGCUCAUUGAUUCUUAUCUCCAAGUAGUUGCAAAAGAUGCCAACAUGCCAGUACUAAAAGUAGUGUCUCUUGCUGAAGCUUUGCCAGAUUUUGCCCGUCCUGACCACGAUGACCUUUACAAGGCCAUUAACAUUUAUCUCAAGGAGCAUCCUGAGCUGCCCAAAGCAGACAAAAAGCGCCUGUGCCGAAUCCUAGACUGCCAGAAAUUGUCCCAAGAAGUCUGUGCCCAUGUUGUGAGGAACGAGCGGCUACCACUGAGAACAGUGGUGCAGGUCCUCUUCUAUGAACAAGAGAGAGGAGGCAGGGCAACAAGUCAUAAACUACCACAUCAAGAGCUGUUAUCUAGUAGACAGCGAACGCCAACUGCUGCUGAAGACCUGAGCAAGUUGAGGUUGGAUCAAGAUGAACAAUCCAGUAAAUCCGAGGGAAUCAUGAGAAGAUCCACAACUCCUGGCAGCGUCGAUAGAGGCUCUCGGAAAAUGGUGAAGCCGGAUGGAAAGAUGCAAAUGGCAGCUGAACAAAAUGUGAUGAGAAAAGAAGUCAGUGAAAUAGGGCCAGAGAUUAGAGAAGAAGGAAUUUCUGGUUGCAAGUUGGACCCGAAGAAUGUAAUACAUAGGAGAAGUAAAAUAAGCCAUAAUAAAGGCACAGCAAGGUAGCACAUUAAGACCCUCCUGUUUGUCUCUGAUCUUAAGCCAAUUGUAAAGAUCAAGAGUACUUGUUAAAUUUUCCAGACAUGUACAUACUCUUUAAAUCAUAUGAUCACCUUUUAAGUUCUUGAACCAA
This is a messenger RNA of Cornus florida, 2384 nucleotides long. RefSeq names its product BTB/POZ domain-containing protein At5g47800. The transcript is spliced from 6 exons. The record is from RefSeq and is a predicted model, not a curated record. Lineage: Eukaryota; Viridiplantae; Streptophyta; Magnoliopsida; Cornales; Cornaceae. Bases 476 to 2257 code for a protein of 593 amino acids.